This is a messenger RNA of Drosophila bipectinata, 2598 nucleotides long. RefSeq lists its product as uncharacterized. NCBI's taxonomy places the organism in Eukaryota, Metazoa, Arthropoda, Insecta, Diptera, Drosophilidae. The record is from RefSeq and is a predicted model, not a curated record.
CAAAAUUUAUUUAUACACGGAUUACAAAAUUAUUUCUUUUUUGCGCCUCAUCACGAUUUUGGUGACUGCUACAAUUUUCUGAGCUAAAUUCAAAUUAAAAUGCGUCUACCUCCUCAAGAAAACCAAGCUGGUAGCUACAGCCAAAGGACCCAGCGUUUGAUACAAGGGUUGCCAGGCUGGUACCGCGGUCUGUCUUUGGCCCAAAUGGAGGCUGCCGACAAGAUGGCCACCGCGCUCAGGGAUGACCUGGAUCAGAACACGGCCACCAGGGUAGUGAAGCUGGUGCAGCAAUUGGGAGUGCACCCUAAAGCCACCUGGGAUAAUGUGGUAACUGCAAUGAAACUGAGUAGGGGCAAUGACCUGGCCUUUCUUUGGUUUCUAAUGGAAUUGUGCUACAAGACACCCAAUCACGGACGCACCUACAGUGUGAACGAGCAGAUCAUAUUGUCGGCUAUAUUUUGGAUCGACCUAUUUCCCACCCUGAAGGAACUGGAUCGCUGGCUGCCCUUGCCGCAUGCCUCGCAGGCUGAGCGAGAUCGCCUUGAGGCACGACGACAGAAACGCUUAAAUUUAAGAAAAAAGCGGGAGCAAGAGCUGGCCAAGAAGGGAAACCCAUCAAAACUUGCUCCCUAUUUCGAGGAGCCUUUCCAAAGAAAAAGGCCAGUCCGCAAGUUGCUGUCCGACUAUCCAGAUCGUCCUGCUUUUCUCUACCAAAUGCCCGAUGAGGAGAAAAUGUCGCCCCUCUGGACGCGCUGGUUUGGGGACUACGAACUGAGUGAUGCACGCCGAGUGGCACGGACGGUUAUAAAUGAGGAAAUCAACACUAUGUUCUAUAACUUUAAGGAAAUAUUCCCACUCAGCGGUGCUCAUAGUGUGGCAAGAUCGAUUGUAAAUGAAGAAAUCAGCAACAUCUUUGAGACCUUCCAGGCCGCUUCUUUGCCACCCAGUGAUGUGGAGUCCUUGUGUGCCCACCAUCGCUAUUUGCGCGAAAUGGAGAAGUCGCUAAAGGAUCAGUUGGAGGUUCUGAAACGCAGAAAGUACGAGGAGCUAAUCGAGGGAAAAUCGAAAGCCGAGGAGCGAAGAAAAAAGCUGGUAAUACAAGAGCUGGAGGAGAUGAGUGCCAGUUAUUUGAAACGAUUCCAAGAAAUGGCAGCCCGCACUCGAUUGGCCUCCACAAGAACCAAACUCUUUGGAGGCGGUGAUGUCCAGGGCUAUACGUUCGGGUGUCCUAAAGUUGACAAGUGCGUUGAAAAGACGGAAGACUGCUGUCAACCCUGUGAGAAGAUCGUUACUAAAAAAACGGUCUGUAAAAAAUUGGAGCCUGUUGAAAAAUUCCAGAUCAAGGUGCGCAAACCGCAAAGCAGUCUGAGGCUUAAGGGCGGAGUUGUUUCAAAAUCCAAAAGAAAAAAGCUAAGCAAGAAAAAACGAUCUCGUUCCAAAGCCAAAAAGCGUGGAAGUAAUACAAAAUCUGUCGAUUUCGAUGUAGUUUCUACACUAGAACCACAAAAGCCCAAAAGUACAACCGAUAUAGAGGUAAAGCUUUUAAAGGGUGAAAGACCCAUUGUGCCAGGAUGUCCUGACUUUCGACCCGAAAUCGCCGAUGCUGCCAAGGUACAGACAUACGAUCCCUAUGUCGGUUUGCCUCAGCGGAAAGCACAACACCUGAAACAGCGUCCCAGCAGCUUGAUGCAGUUCCUCAAUCGAUGCGGAAGUGAACAGGACGAGGAGAAGGAGCCACAGAAUGGCACUCCUUCUGCUCGAGCUGCUCAAUCCCGCAAGAUUUUCGAACUGGGACCCGGAGGUACAAAUGUCGUCAAGUUUAACUACCGGGAGAUUUUCGGGUCCUUGCAAACGACUCGUUUGGACGAUGAGAGGAUGCGUCUGAAGGAGGCGUUUGUGAGGGCCAUCGAUGACGAUGUGCAGUAUCUGAGUGCAGCACUGACUGGCGAGGAGGAGGGCUCCAUUAACGCCAUGGUGGACAGAGCUGCCAAGCGGGUUUUUCAAGAUGAUGUGAAAACAUUCCACCAGGAGCUGGAGAGACUAAGACUAAAAAAAGAAGCGGAGAUGGCGAAAAAAAAAGACAUCCGCUUGGACUUUGGCCAGAAGUACUACGAUCCCGAAAACCUGCCCCUAAUGAAGGAGAUGCUGCGGCUUGGUCUAGAGAAAGUGGGCGAAGACAAGCGUUUCGUUCUGCCCACGUUACCCAAUGUCCAUAUGGUGCCAUACCUACUCGAAUGGAUCUGCUUUCGCUACGGAAAACUCUACUCCCAAGAAGCCAGGGAGAAGAGUUAUUCUGAAGACAAGCCGGUCAUAGAGCACAUGGUCCGAAUAAUGAGACAAAGCUUAGUGAAGCUGCCUCCGCGCCGGGAGGCCGAAAAGAAUGAAAACGACCCCAGGAUGAUUCGGAAGAUGGCCCAUUGCCGCAAGGAGCAGCAAAAUAAAAAGUUCCUGGACUCCAUAAUGCGAAUCAGCCGAGUAUUCUAUACCGCCAUGAGGCCUCAGCUCUGCAGUUCAGCCACGGAGUCCACUUUUUACGCCUACAUGCCCGCACACAUUUACGACCUUGGAUACAGCAUCAAUAGAAACAAUAUUAUCUGA